Arvicanthis niloticus (Nile rat) is the source of this 3878-nucleotide messenger RNA. It is a transcript of the gene Rab3d, whose product is annotated as RAB3D, member RAS oncogene family. The record is from RefSeq and is a predicted model, not a curated record. Gene Ontology annotation, molecular function: GTP binding; GTPase activity. Lineage: Eukaryota; Metazoa; Chordata; Mammalia; Rodentia; Muridae.
CCCCCUCCACCUGGGCGGAGCCGGCGCGGGAUCCGGGUGUCAGUGUUGGCAGCGGCGGUGGCUGUGGGGCGAGGGUCGCAGCCCUGUGCGGGCCGUAGCAACUUCGUGGGCGGAUCCUGGUGUGCGAGGCGGGACCCGAGAUCCCACCAAGAUGGCGUCCGCUAGUGAGCCCCCGGCUAGCCCAAGGGAUGCUGCUGACCAGAACUUUGACUACAUGUUCAAACUGCUCUUGAUUGGCAACAGCAGCGUGGGCAAGACCUCCUUCCUGUUCCGCUAUGCCGACGACUCCUUCACCCCUGCCUUCGUGAGCACAGUGGGCAUCGACUUCAAGGUCAAGACAGUCUAUCGACACGACAAGAGGAUCAAGCUGCAGAUUUGGGAUACAGCAGGCCAAGAGCGUUACCGGACAAUCACUACAGCCUACUACCGCGGGGCCAUGGGCUUCCUGCUCAUGUAUGACAUCGCCAACCAGGAGUCCUUCACCGCUGUGCAGGACUGGGCUACGCAGAUCAAAACCUAUUCCUGGGACAACGCCCAGGUCAUUCUCGUGGGGAACAAGUGUGACCUGGAGGACGAACGGGUGGUACCUGCUGAGGACGGCCGGAGGCUCGCUGAUGAUCUUGGUUUUGAGUUCUUUGAGGCCAGCGCCAAGGAGAACAUCAAUGUGAAGCAGGUGUUCGAGCGCCUGGUGGACAUCAUCUGUGACAAGAUGAAUGAAUCCCUGGAACCCAGCUCCAGCCCAGGCACCAAUGGAAAAGGCCCGGCCCUUGGGGAUACCCCACCCCCACAGCCAAGCGGCUGCAGCUGUUAAGUUCGGCCCCUGACUGCCCCACACCUGUCCCUUCUUGCCUCUUCAAGGACAGCAGCCACAGUGUGAGCUAUGGGGACUGUCUGUCAGCUCAGGGCACCCUUGCCUCUGCUCCACUUCCCCCUCCUCUUGCACAAGCUCAUCUCCUUUUCUCUCCAUGUCAGGAUGCUCAGACAGUCCACACACCCUGGGGCUCUGCUCAGCAUUGUCUGAGGGGUUGGGACGCCCACACAGGUGCUUACUGCUUCUUAAGGUAUUUUGAUGGAGGUAGCUGAAGACAGCAUCGCCUUCCCCAAGUGAUGGAGGGGUUGUCCUUGCCUUCUGCCUUAGAACCAUUGCCCAGGUCCACUCUUCGUAAUUGUGGGCUGAAGAUGUCACCUGGUGUGGGACUUAGUCCUGGCAGCCUCUCUGUCUCAGGUUCACCAGUUUGGCCUUGAAGCCUGCCUGCAAACUGACUGCUAGCCAAGGAUACAGGCAGGUCUGCCGUCUCCAUCCUCUGCCUCCCUGGCAUCCCCCAGAAAGCCUGUUUUCUGGUUAUAGAAGGGACAGAGUCAGAGCCACCCUGGCACUGGGGACUCCCCAAAGUGCCUUCCAAGCUUUCCCUGAGUCUAUACCACUCAUUGUGGGUUCAUCUACUUCCAGAAUUAAAUUUUGGAAUAUUCCAGGCCCUGUCACAUGGAGACUGAGAACUGCCCACCCUCAGCAGUCCAGCUUUCUGUCAGUUCACCUCAAAGCCAGGGAACUGAGGCUGCCUGCCCAGGUCCCCAUCUGUCCGCCUGGUGGGGUUUUAAGCAAGAGCUUUUUACAACUCUUACAUCCUGUGUAGAAACGGAAGUGAAGAAAGAAGCCCACAGAGGGCGUGCCCUUGCCGGUCAGUUUCUCAUGACAGGAUUUGGGCUUCUUCACCUGAGGACUCUUGGAUAGACCCAGGGUUGGCAUCAUGACCACCAUCAGUUGGCCAGGGACAGUGGGAUGGUGGGGAAGGAUUGGGGAGAAGGCAUCAGUGGACAACCCAGUGUUUUUGUUUGUACGUCAUGGGAGCAACAGGCCCUCCUGUGAAUUAGGGAUGGGCUGCGGGUUGUGGCUGAUGUCUCUACAAAGCUUGAGACAUAGCCCCUAGGAUCCUUGAAUCUCUUCAGCUAGGAGGUCUUUACUCACCGACCAAAACACCAUCUGACAUCUCAUGGUCCAGGUGACAGAUGGUCUGUGUCACGUCAGGGAGUGUACUCCUUCAGUCUUCACAGCCAAACUCACUUUGCAGCCUUAUUGAGCCCAGCAUCCUCCCUGGGGUAUGUAUGACCUGCAGUGCCUGCUUCAGGUUCACAUGCAUUUCUAGCCCCGCCAGUGUCCGUCUUUAUACAGAUUGGACGGGCGAAGUGAGGGUAUCUGAACACUUAGAGGAAACAGUUAAAUAUGUUUAUGUUGCUUUAUCAUUAAAUAGUCAAAACGGUGAAAAUUAUGUUCUUAAGAUUCAGCAACCUGCUGGGUUGGUGAAGAUUUUUGAUCCCAGCACUCUGGAGGCAAAGGAGGUGGAUCUGUGAGUUCCAGGCUAGCCUGGUCUAUAGAACAAGUUCCAGGACACAGAGAAAACUUGUUCUGGAACUAGCUCUCUCUUUUUGGGGGGUUCAAGACAGGGUUUCUCUGUGUAGCCCUGGCUGUCCUGGAACUCAGUCAGUAGACCAGGCUGGCCUCGAACUCAGAAAUCCGCCUGCCUCUACCGGGCUUGGAACUAGCUCUCUUGCUAGCAUCUGCCUACUAUGUUGCACAGGGUCCUGACGUGAAGGCCCAGCACCAUACAAGCUAGGUAGGCAUGUGGUCCAGGGAUGUCAUCCUAGUAGAGGCAGGAGGAUCAGAAGUUUGGGGUCACCUUUGAGUACUAUCUAGGAGGUUUGAGGCCAGCUGUCACAGAAAAAAAAAAAAAAGCCUGUCAAAGAUUCUGUGGACUAGUCAGUCCGUUGUUCCCAAGCAUAGUGGUGCAGAGCCUGCCCUUAGUUAGCUAAGGCCAUUCCUGUCAUUUUGUGUCAACUAAAUCACCUCUGACUGACCUCUGACUGGAUCUUGGACUUAGUCUCAGCUUCCCGUUGAUAGAAGAGUCUCUCUCAGUUCUACUCUGAAUACCAACAGAGGAAACCACUUUGUGGUUUUCUUUCAACUGGGCAUUUAGCUGGUAGAGUGGCUCAUCUGAAAACACUUGCCACCAAGCUCGAUGACCUGAGUUAGAUUUUGGGAUUCAUGAGGUAGAAGAAGAGAAAUGGACUCUUUAAGCCACCCUCUCACCUCCAUGGUGAGCAAGGGUUUAUGCACAGUCAAUGUCAAAGGAAACCUUUUGUGAAAACAGGGUAAUGUGGAAACUUUGUUGUUUCUUCCUCCGAUGAAGGGUGAUUAGAACAUUUUGAUUCUUCCAUUAGGUUUUACCAAGGAUGGGUGAGGGGUCACUAAGUGAACAGAGGCUGCUGUCUGUGCAGAUGGCCAGGAGGGAUGGGAGCCUGUUGGGUUUAUAGACAGAAACAUUGCACAAGGCCUAGGGAAUGCUUCUGCUCUGCAGGAGAAGGCCCAGGAGUAGCCAGCCUCUGGCACCUUACCCCUGUGUCCUCCCAGGGAGCAAUGGCCAUGGCUGCAGUGGUCUGAUGAUCUGGGAUUUUUAGGUUUGGUUUUUUGUUUUUCUUGUUCUUGUCUGUGGGACUCAUGAUGUAGACCAGGCUGGCCUUGAACUCACAAAGAUCCACCUGCCUGUGCCUCCCUAGUGCUGGAAUUAGAGGCAUAUAUAAUUAUGUCUGGCCGAUAUUCCUGCCUUCUACAUGGUAGAAUUGUCACCACCACAUUCUGUUUGAUGCAGUGCUAGGGUUGGAGCCCAGGACUUUCUGCAUGCUAGGCAACAUUCUACCAACUGGGCCUUGGCUCCAUCCUAGUCUCUGUUUCCAAUGGUGAUUCUGCUCCUGGCUCCCUGCUAUCGAUUCUGAAGCAACACUGAAUCAACUCUGGUCUGGUGCUGCCUAUCUUUCCCAUUGUCCAGUCCAGAAAAGAAUGUAUACUUUUUUCCAGUGUAAUAAAAUAAACCAUCAUGCCUGUG